UACGUCCCUCAGUAUAGCUUAGGACCCAAUUAACUGCCUUUAUAUAUCUCUGCACGAUGGUUGGAAAGUCCUUCGCGGCGUUACUGCCAUUCGCAAUCAUGCUAUCGCUCGUCGAGGAUGCCUUCGCUCUGCGUCCCCCGUUCACAAAGCGAGAUACGAGCUCGACGCCCGCCCCCUCUACGCUUCCUAUGCCUCUGCAGUUUGACGGACGUGGGGGUUAUCAGGUCGCAGUGUCCCUGGUAAGUAUAGCUAUGUAAGCUC
Messenger RNA from Phanerochaete carnosa HHB-10118-sp, 261 nucleotides. RefSeq lists its product as uncharacterized. The transcript has a single exon. Lineage: Eukaryota; Fungi; Basidiomycota; Agaricomycetes; Polyporales; Phanerochaetaceae. The record is from RefSeq and is a predicted model, not a curated record. Bases 57 to 257 code for a protein of 66 amino acids.